Molecule: messenger RNA, 4216 nt
Organism: Schistocerca gregaria
Lineage: Eukaryota; Metazoa; Arthropoda; Insecta; Orthoptera; Acrididae
Product: protein SHQ1 homolog
Exons: 2
Coding region: 846-2249 (467 amino acids)
Biological process (GO): box H/ACA snoRNP assembly
Cellular component (GO): nucleoplasm; cytoplasm
Source: RefSeq, a predicted model, not a curated record
ACUUUUUUUUAUGCAUAGCCGUGGGUUGGCCUUUUUGUCGGUCAGAUGAUUACGCCGCGCUUCGAUGUCGCGCAGACGGAUGAAAAGAUUGUUAUCACGAUGAAGCUCAAGUGCAUCAAAACUUCAGAGUGCGAAUUCUACGUUGGAUGUAACCUGUUCAAGUUUUAUUGCAAGCCCUAUUUUUUGAGGUAGGUCGAGACCGCCUAAGCUGCAUUUUUUCCUGACGGAGGCUUUGCCUCUCGGUCACGCGGUUCGGUUGUACGGCGCGAGUUACGCGUCGCGGUCGAUGUUUCGCGGAGAGAGAGACGUCAGUUCGAAGUCCUGAGUGCUUCUGCUAACGCUUAAGAUACGACUCGCCUGGAUAUGCGGCGCCGUGCUCUCGUCGCGGAUGCAGGCUUGAAUUUCCUUGCGAAAUAGCGGAAGACGGGACUGAGAGGGCCCAUUACGAUGUCGAAAAUGGGGAAUUGAAAGUGGAGAUUUCAAAAAAAGUUCACGGACAAUAUUUCAAAAAUUUAGACCUCUUGUCCAGCUUGCUGUCCCCUUACAGCUGUUUGAGGCCUCUGGAUGAUGCGACCUGCGAGGGGGUGGAGACAGGAAGCGACGCGAACAUUAGCGGUCGUCGUGGGCAGAGCGACGGCGAUGGUUGCGCAGCGCGCGAGCAGCAGCACGACGCGACGAGGUCCGGCGAUUCUGACGCCGGUUCAAAUCGGCUCCACUCGAUUUUUUCUGAAUCUUUUGUGCGUCGUCUGCCUCCUUCUAUUGAAGUCGUCGAGACUCACGACGAGCCUGGAUGCGCCGUCGAGGCGACUGAGGGUCCCUCCGAUUUCUCGUUCGACCCCGAGGCGAUGAGGGUUUGGUUCUGCACUUCUUCCGCCUCGCUUGGCUAUGGGUUUUUGGGCAGGUAUCGCGGCUAUUUUAAGGAUUUUUGCACGUCUUCUGAGAACGAAUACAAGUGGUGGCUGUUGGAGGCCAUAGACAAUCCGGACCCGGAGGGCCUGACCGUUCAACAGAGACACGAGCUUCGAAUCGAGAAGGAGAAUCUGGAGUUCGACGUGGAUCACUAUCUGGCCGAUCUCUUCGAGCCAAACGAGGAGUUCAAGAGCGUCAUGGAGUACGAGACCGUGUGGAACGUUGAGUGGAGGCGCAGAAAGGCUAGGGGAACGAAGGGUCUGGGGAGCGACCAGAGUUCGACGGGCGGACGCGACAGAGACGCGAUGAGAGUCGAAAGUGGGAGCGAGGGCGUUUUUGCCACCGAUACGGCGGGAAUGGAAAGCAGCGACGCGAGGCGCGAGGUGAGCGUCGACAGCGCGGUGGGCGGCCGCCAUACCGAGUCGGCUGAUGGCGUCCGCGCGUUGGACGAGGGCGCGGCGAGCACUCGCGGUGGCGGUGGUGGUGCGGGUAUUCGGAGCGGCGACGUCACAGGGAGAGGAAGCCAAAUCGAUGACAGUUCUUCUGUAAAUGACAACACAAUUAUCAGUAUUGGUACAACAAGCGGGCGGAAUGAAGACACGGGCGCGGGCCUGAAAAAUAGGGGCAGCGUCGAGAGCGGUGACGUUGGCGGCGUAGGUACUGCGAGCGCCGGUCCGCUCGGCGCGGAGGGCCAGCAUUCUUCGGGACCUGCACACAACGGCGACACGACGCCGGCGCCCUUCAGUUCGCUGUUUUCGAAGAGCUCGACUUACGCGCAGCUCUUGCGCGGUCUUCCGCGACGAGAGUACCUAUACACGCCCGCGGAGGAAUGGGCGUGUUUCUUGUCAUUGAUCGACUUGGUCUUUGUGUACGCGUUCAACCACCGAAUAUGCGAGGGAGAAAAUUCGACAGAAUCGUACUGGAACGUGGCGAAGCUCAGCGCGACGCUGUCGUGGUUUGACUUACAUUACACAGUUCAGCAGGUGCUCGUGAGCAGCUACCGGCGCGCGUUGUGCUAUCCACUGUACAGAAGCUGGGUGCUGUGUCAGAAGGUGUGCAGAGAUGUCAUACAGAUAUUUUCGCUUGGCAGGUGUGCGCUGAUGUGUUGCUUGUUGGAAUUGAAGCGUUUGUGCGACAUGGCGGAGCUGGGCGGUAGGUACUUGACGCAGUUGUACCUGGACGACUACGCGGUGUGGAUUCAGAAGGCAGAGCCACGCAAGAUCAAGGCGAUUACGCGGAUGAUCAAGCAGACUUACCGGACCGUGUCCAAGGAGGACUUGGGGUUCGAGUUGCGGGAGAUGGAGCGGAUGGCGCAGGCAAACAAAGAGAUGCAGGAAUGAAGAGAGAGGUGAUCGGUGGGGGGUGGUCUAGAGCGGUUUUUUUCUUUCUUGCUUUUUACCAGGGCAAUUUUUUUUUUUUUUUUUAAGGGCCCAGUGGCGGUUGCACAGAACCAACGAUUUCGUGCUGUAUUUAUAUAUGUAAAUCACGCUUACUGAUGGACCUCUGGUAAGAGAGAAACGUGCUGCUCGGCGCUCUGCAGAUCCUUCGGCUCUUCACUCGUCUGAUGGUCAGGUGCUGCAACUUGCCGCCUUGGUCGCCGCCAUCGGACCGGUCAGCGGUGGUUGUCGCGUCUUGGCCGCCGCCUCCCAAUCCCGUGCCGCUGCGCGCGAUGGGUGGACGAGCGGGACCGCGAGAUAGCAAAAGGUUCAGAUUAGACCUGAAGGAGACGUUCUUGACGAUGUGCGGGGUGGUGUCAGAAACCGGCAUCUGACGCAGAGACACAGACCUAGAGAGAAGUUGGUUUCUUGGUCUUUCGAAAGCCGGAGGUUUUUUUGGGGCUUCUUCCUCUCCCGUCUUCGCUGGAGUCUCAGCGUCUCUUUUGACGUCGCUUCUGGGGUGAAAGUCCGCGAUGCUGGACACCCUGCUGGUCGAAACGGCGUCCGAGUUCCUCGCCGUGCCCUCCGCGACUUCGGAGCCGGAAGUGCUAGAUCCGGCGUCGAGCUCGGCGGCGUCGUCUCGCGGCAGAGCUUGACUGGGACGACCGGGUCUCGCCGCUUCCGCUGCCUCUUCACCUUCGACCAGAAAUUCCAGUUUUUCCUCGACUCUGCUCAAAUUCCUUUUUAUGUCGUUGCUCGAGAUCUCGGUGGUCAGGCGGCCGUCGAGCCCGCCGACGUCAGGCGCCUGGUCGGUCUCCUUCUCGUGAGACAGGUCUGAUUUAUCGGACUUCAGCGGAAAAGUGAGGCCGCUCAAUUCCCGCUCGAUCCGCAGAAACUGAGCGUCUGUGGCUUUGGAUUCUCGCGUCUGCGGCGACGCCAGUUUGUCGCUGCCGCUCUCGUGCUCUCCGCUGACCGCGCUUCCCCCCGUUUCCUCCAUGCCCCCUGCUUUCGAAUCGACGUGAGCCGUUGAGGCGGUCGCGCGCGUCGCAGUCAUGUCGUCCGAAAGCCGCUCAACGUGCGCCAAGAUCUGUUCGAUAUCGUCGCUAAAAAAAUCCAACUCGUUUUUCGCCUCCUCCUCCUUCGGACUCUCUCCGGCUCUUCCCAACGCGUGAGAGCCGUCCACCUCGGCACCUCUCGCCCCGCGCUGCCCCACAAAAUCCGUACGAGACGCACGAGACGCACAAGACACGUCCGCACGUCCGAGCUCGCCACUUCCACUGCGACUCGCACCCACCACCCCGCCCGUGCCGAUAAAACCCGACUCUUCGACCUCUCUCCCCCCUCCACCACCCAAUGUCGAUUCUUCAGUCGCGUCGGCAGCCUCCCGAACGCUCUCAAAAUCUCCACCUGUCACCUUCAAAACCGCGCUUUCUUUCACUAUCGCGGACUCCUUCCCCCCCUCAGGAGCCCCCACGACCUCGUCAUGUCCCACGCAACGUGGACCAGCACCGCUCCCCUCAACGCUAACCAAAUCAGAACUCAAACGUACCCCGUUCCCAUCUCUCGCGCGCGGCUCACCGCCACCCAACGCGUCCGCCGAAAUAGCCGUCUCCGUAGGCCCGUCCUUGCCAUUCAUGUACAAGCUGUAUAUGUAAUCCAAACAUCUAUUUUUGUCAUCCCAGUCGCUCCACGAAUCACUCGAUCUGGGCCCAUCACGCCGAACUGAAGAACUCGCUAUCUCUUCGCCUUCCUGACCCAAUUCAUCUUGGCUCUCUCCCACAGCUCGCUCGUUCAUCACCACUCUGUCUCGGUAGUUCAUCCUUCCCAUUCGCGAUGACAAGAGUAACACAAUGUACCUCUUGCAACCCAGUUCUCUAGACAACGUUUCUAUUUUGACUCCAUUUGAAUAAAUAUUUUUCAUAUAUGAGGCA